Molecule: messenger RNA, 1575 nt
Organism: Enhydra lutris kenyoni (northern sea otter)
Lineage: Eukaryota; Metazoa; Chordata; Mammalia; Carnivora; Mustelidae
Product: Yip1 interacting factor homolog A, membrane trafficking protein
Exons: 7
Coding region: 617-1513 (298 amino acids)
Biological process (GO): endoplasmic reticulum to Golgi vesicle-mediated transport
Cellular component (GO): COPII-coated ER to Golgi transport vesicle; Golgi membrane; endoplasmic reticulum membrane
Source: RefSeq, a predicted model, not a curated record
ACCGGCCAGAGGAGGGUCGGCGGCGCGGCCCGCUCACCCUGAGGGAGAGGGGCAGUCGUGACCGCUCCCCAGGGCGGCGGGUGUCUUUCGGGUUUCCGCCCUGCGGGACUCCACAUCACGUCGCGGACUUUGCCCUCUGGGUCCAAUCCUGAGAUCGGGCGGUGACAGCACCGCUGGGAUUCCCAUGCCCGACCCAGGCACGAACGGGGUCUGCCUUCGGAACUUUCUUUACCUGUCAUGGCCCUGGUGGGGCCCCCACCACAGCCCAGGGCCUUUGGGUACCCAACUAUCGCCUUUCCCACCCUUGUUCCUGCGGGGUGCCCUCGCAGUUAUCUUCACCUAGGAACCUUCUCUCUCCCCCAAGGCUCAGUUCAGAGAUCACUUCCCUCGAGAAGCCCCCCCCCCCAAACCUAUAGGUGGGCAGCCGCUUCCAGGCGCUGCCUCAGCUCUUUCUUUGCCUACAUUUAGUACCUGUGGAAAAGGAGCCUUCAUCAAAGUUCUUUCUGGGUUACCUACCCGUAUGCAGCCCGGAUUUCACUAACCGAUUGCUGGGUGGCCCCAGAACCCAUACAGGGCUGCCCAGCCUGGGGAGAGGGGUGGGUGGUGGUUUGGGCUCAUGCUUGAUAUUCCUGUCACCUACUCCAGUACCUACAAACCCACAGGCUCCAAGCACAGGGCCCGGGCAGCUCCAGACCCCCCUCCCCUCUUCGAUGACACAAGCGGUGCUUACUCCAGCCAGCCAGGGGAAUAUCCAGCCCCAGGAGCCGACGUGGCCUUCAAUGUCAACCACUUGCUUGGGGACCCAAUGGCCAACGUGGCUAUGGCCUAUGGCAGCUCCAUCGCAUCCCAUGGGAAGGACAUGGUGCACAAGGAGCUGCACCGUUUUGUGUCUGUGAACAAACUCAAGUAUUUUUUUGCUGUGGACACAGCCUAUGUGGCCAAGAAGCUGGGGCUACUGGUCUUCCCCUACACACACCAGAACUGGGAGGUGCAGUACAGUCGUGAUGUGCCUCUGCCCCCGCGGCAAGAUCUCAACGCCCCUGACCUCUAUAUCCCCACCAUGGCCUUCAUCACCUACGUGCUGUUGGCUGGGAUGGCGCUGGGCAUUCAGAAAAGGUUCUCCCCGGAGGUGCUGGGUCUGUGUGCGAGCACGGCGCUGGUGUGGGUUGUGAUGGAGGUGCUUGCCCUGCUCCUGGGCGUCUACCUGGCCACCGUACGCAGUGACCUGAGCACCUUCCACCUGCUAGCCUACAGCGGCUACAAAUAUGUGGGGAUGAUUCUCAGCGUGCUCACCGGGCUGCUCUUCGGCAGUGACGGCUACUACGUGGCCCUGGCCUGGACCUCGUCCGCGCUCAUGUACUUCAUCGUGCGCUCUUUGCGAACAGCAGCCCUGGGCCCCGACAACAUGGGGGGCCCAGCUCCCCGGCAGCGCCUCCAGCUCUACCUGACCCUGGGAGCUGCGGCCUUCCAGCCCCUCAUCAUAUACUGGCUGACCUUCCACCUGGUCCGGUGACCCCUGACCCCCACUGGCACUGAUUUUUUCCAUACAUUGAAGAUUUGAUUUCCUUGAUUGUA